Messenger RNA from Cooperia oncophora, 453 nucleotides. NCBI's taxonomy places the organism in Eukaryota, Metazoa, Nematoda, Chromadorea, Rhabditida, Trichostrongylidae. The record is from the annotation of a GenBank genome assembly.
AUGCUGUUCGCCGCUGCGGCAUUCACAUUCGUCUCGUGGUUCGUCCUUCUACUUUUCCCAUGUUUCUCCAGAUGGUUCAUCGAGCAGCAUCUCGAGCUGAGUACCCUUGACCGGUUCCAAACAGAUUCAUUACAAACGUCCACCAACGUCCACAGAUUCGUCUAUGAGUAUCUUCGCCGGGACGGAGUGUUCGUUUUACGAAUGGUCUCAUCACAUGCCGGCAUCAUUUUUGGGACUGAUCUGAUUCUCGAGCUCUGGAGAACUUUUUAUGGGAUUGAGAAGAAGGCGCUCACUCCAGUCACUCCGAAUGGUGACGAUCCACUGCAGACAGAGCUGAAGAGUGUGACGGCAGUACGAAAUCGAAAGAAGGAAAGUCUGAAGGCGAUUUUGGGAGACAUCGAUAUUCAAACAGCUUUGAUGCCGAUCAACCCAGAGAACGACGACAAGGCGUAG